Molecule: messenger RNA, 1370 nt
Organism: Jaminaea rosea
Lineage: Eukaryota; Fungi; Basidiomycota; Exobasidiomycetes; Microstromatales
Product: putative GGC1-protein of the mitochondrial carrier family
Exons: 4
Coding region: 126-1019 (297 amino acids)
Cellular component (GO): mitochondrion
Molecular function (GO): guanine nucleotide transmembrane transporter activity
Source: RefSeq, a predicted model, not a curated record
GCUUCCUCUUGAGCCGUUGGACUGCGAUCCGCGAUUGGCGACUCACAUACAAUCUUCUCAACCCUCUCUGUCCGAUACCCAACUUCCCCCUCCUUUCCCCCUUCCCCCUUCAACCGACAGUCGCAAUGGCCCCUCUCCCACCAGGAGCAAAGCGAGAGUCGUCGACUGCCCGUUUGCUGGGCAGUGGGACUUCGGGGAUUGCUGAGCUCCUCGUCUUCCACCCGGUCGACACCGUUGCAAAGAGGCUGAUGAGCAACAAGGACAAGGCGGCAAAGAUCAAUGACAUCGUAUUCAAGUCAAAGGCCUCUGCUCCUCUUGGAGGUAAGCUCAUGUCCCUCUUCCCUGGACUCGGCUACGCGGCUGGGUACAAGGUCAUGCAACGCGUCUACAAAUUCGGCGGCCAACCCUUCGUCAACGACUACCUCACAACCCACCACCGCAGCUUCUUCACCUCAACCUUUGGCGAGCGAAACGGCAAGUCCAUGAUGCAAGCCACGGCCGGCUCCCUCGUCGGUAUCGGUGAGAUCGUUCUCCUCCCCCUCGACGUGCUCAAGAUCAAGCGUCAGACCAACCCAGAGGCAUUCCGCUCCCGAGGAUUCUUGAAGAUCGUUGCCGACGAAGGCAUGGGGCUCUACAGAGGUGCAGGAUGGACUGCGGCUAGGAAUGCGCCGGGAUCUUUUGCCUUGUUCGGUGGGUCGGCAUUCACCAAGGAGUAUCUCUUCGGGCUGCAGGACUACAACAAGGCGACGUGGGGUCAGAACUUCGUCGCUUCUAUCGGUGGUGCCGUGGCGUCGAUCACCGUAGCAGCGCCGUUGGACGUGGUCAAGACCCGCAUCCAAAACGCAAACUUCGAGACAAAGACGGGAGGCGCAACCAUCAUGAAGGAGAUGAUCAAGAACGAGGGCAUGACGGCCUUCUUCAAGGGCUUGACGCCCAAGCUUCUCGUCGUGGGCCCUAAGCUCGUCUUCUCUUACACUCUGGCGCAGUCUCUCAUCCCCCUCUUUGGGAAGUACGUCUAAUCUAGCUCUGCUUUUGGAUCAUUCAAAACGCUCUAUCUAGCGCCGCCUCGAGAGUGCACUCUGCAGAGUGCCAUUCGCCUCAUCUGUAACAGCCACCACUCCCUCUUCCUCCCUGCCGCUAUCGCUACCUGUCUCGAGCCCCCUAUGUAGAUGCCGUAUCCGUCGUGUCCUGCCUGCGAAUCCACGUCAUAAUCGUCCAUGCUGCUCGCGACCAUUCUUGCGCCUGAUGCGUUCACGCCCUGUCUUGUCUGACGAAUGUGUAUGAGUGUAAAUUUGAAGGUGCGUGCCUCUCUAGAUCUCUGCAUCAGCGACGCCUGCUCCCCCUCCCCUCACCGCAGGUUGACUCAACUC